AUGAUUGCUGAUCUCAAAGCGGACUCCGCUCGUUGGGAAGCAGACGUCAUGCGUCGGGCUGACCAGGGCUAUCCAAGAGGUAGUUACAUUCACGACUACAAUGCUCCUCCAGCCCCUAAUAUGGUCCCAGCGCCUUACGCAUCUUCUUCUAUUCAUGAAGUGCGCCAGCAAACUGGCCCAUCUCCACCACCUACAUACACUCAACCACCUGCUCAACCCUAUGUGGAUCCAUACACUCAGGCCCCAUACGGUGCAACCCAGAGCCCCUCAUACACAGCUCCAUCAUCCUAUCCUUCAAGUCACUCGCCUUUUGCAACAGGACAAAAUCCCUACCCUCAGCAAGUCCCUUACUCUGCUCCAGGCCAGCCCGCAGUGUCUGCCGACAUGCACCCGUCAUACACCUACACGAGCAACACUGGCUAUGCCUAUGAGAAUGGGAGAAGUAAUGCUCCACGCUAUACAGGACCUGGCUAUGAAACUGAGUCGGACUAUUCCCCGGUCACCUCUGGAAUGACUUAUCCUGCCACAACAGCUCCCGAUCCCCGGAUAGGAAUGGAUCCCAGAUAUACCCCGGAGUAUGACCGCAAUAGGCCACAGGCAACAAGAGAGAGCCAGGCCCCGCGUCGACCCCGGUAG
This is a messenger RNA of Aspergillus thermomutatus, 636 nucleotides long. Its product is annotated as putative transcription factor RfeG. The coding region runs from base 1 to 636 and encodes 211 amino acids. The transcript has a single exon. Lineage: Eukaryota; Fungi; Ascomycota; Eurotiomycetes; Eurotiales; Aspergillaceae. The record is from RefSeq and is a predicted model, not a curated record.